This is a messenger RNA of Tuber aestivum (summer truffle), 2158 nucleotides long. NCBI's taxonomy places the organism in Eukaryota, Fungi, Ascomycota, Pezizomycetes, Pezizales, Tuberaceae. The record is from the annotation of a GenBank genome assembly.
AUGUCUACAUCAUCUCCUCGCAAAGCUUUAAACAUCAAGAACAUCAACCCUCACCUCCUCAAAGCUCAGUAUGCUGUCCGUGGCGAGCUUGCCCAACGCUCCGAAGUGUACCGUCAACAGCUUGCUGCCGUGAACCCCCCCCCCUCCUGUAGCCCUUCGACAGCACUAACAGAUACUGAGGGUGCGCAACAGGGUGGCGACAAACUGCCCUUCGAUACCGUUAUUUCAGCAAACAUUGGAAACCCGCAGCAGUUAGACCAGAAGCCCAUCACCUUUUUCCGCCAGGUUUUGAGUGUACUCGAGUACCCGGCUCUGUUGGAAAAGGAGGGACUGUUCCCUGAGGAUGUCCGGGAGAGAGCGAGGGUUCUUUUGAAGGAGGUGGGAAGCGUUGGUGCUUAUUCCCAGAGCCAAGGAUGUCUAGGAAUUAGGCGGAGUGUCGCAAAGUUUAUUGAGGGUUCGCAUGCCCUCCUACACGGGGCUAGGGUGCGUUGGGGGCUAAUUUGAGACUUUAAUAGCUCGCGAUGGACACCCCGCGGACCCCCGCGAUAUCUUCUUGACAGCCGGCGCUUCCUCUGGGGUCAAUACCCUUUUAAACACCCUCUGCUCGCACCCCGCCACCGGGGUAUUGAUACCGAUCCCCCAAUAUCCGCUUUACACCGCUACGCUUGCUCUUGUCAACGCCACCCCAGUUCCCUACCUUUUGGACGAGGCUACUGCAUGGUCCACUGAUGCCAAGGAGAUUCGUUCCCAGAUUUCAAAGGCCAAGGCAGCUGGUACUGACCUUAAAUGCCUCGUUGUAAUCAAUCCAGGAAAUCCAACCGGUGCCACGCUUACGGAGUCUGUGAUCGAAGAGGUCAUUGCCUUGGCUGCGGAAGAGCACCUUGUUAUCAUCGCUGACGAAGUCUACCAAACCAACGUCUACUCGGGCGAAUUCCAUUCCCUCAAAAAGGUCCUGCGCAACAUGCAGAAGGCAUCGCCGGGCGUUUAUGACGAGGUGGAACUUGUCUCGUUCCAUUCUGUUUCCAAAGGAAUGGUGGGGGAAUGUGGCCACCGGGGUGCUUACUUUGAGCUGGUCGGCUUUGACCCGGAGGUACAAGCCCAAAUCUACAAAUUGGUCUCCAUUGGCAUCUGUCCUCCUGUCAUUGGGCAGUGCCUUGUCGAAAUGAUGGUAAACCCACCGGCUCCGGGGUCACCAUCCUACGAGCUCUACCAGCAAGAGUACAACUCCAUUUUUGAAGGCCUGAAGCUCCGUUCUCGCGCUCUACACGAAGCCUUUGGUAGGAUGGAGGGUGUUGAAUGCCAAGACCCUCUCGGUGCCAUGUACCUAUUCCCGACAAUCACCAUCCCCACCGCGGCAGCGAAGAAGGCGCAGGAGGUGGGUCGCCCCCCCGAUGAGUACUACUGUGUGAGACUCCUCGAAGCAACCGGUAUCUGUGUUGCCCCUGGGAGCGGGUUCGGCCAGCGCGAAGGCGAGUGGCAUUUUAGAACCACCUUCCUCGCCCCCGGAGUCGACUGGGUGGCAAGACUCGAGAAGUUUCACAAGGACUUUAUGAACGAGUUUAGAUGAUGGGACUUUGUUUGUGUGCCAUUUUUCUUUAGUUGGUUCCUAUAUAUUUGCUAGAUGAGGAUGAUAUCUAUUUCUUUCUCUUCACAUCUUUUGCGGGUUCCCCGGAGGGAAGGCGACGGGCUUGGGAAAUUCGCUGAACAUGGGGAUGGUAUUAGAAUUGUCGGUUUUUCGGGUCAUCACGGCUCACCAAAUUCCCCCCUAUAAAACUUUCUCAGGGAAAAUGUUGAAUAAACUCCUUGGCGUUUAGAAAUUUUGAAUAUAAAAUUUUGAAUUCUUUUACUCUGACUCUUGCAGAAGUGGGGCGAGGCGAAGUACACGGUGUGCCCGAACUGACAGCGCCUCUCAAGCUAAGCUCCCCGCUACAUGGAAGCCGUAUCACAUUGCAUUGAAUUGCUCGCAUCGAAUGCUUCUCGCUCUAUACAUCCUCAGAGCAGGUAGGUGAAAUGGGGAAAGAAUAUAUGGAGUUUAGACCUAGUAACUUUGUAGGCCCACUCUAAAGCAGAAGGGCCAUGGCGAUCCACAAACGGCCCUGAAAAGGGGGGGGGGGGGAAGGUGUGUCCUUUGGUCCUUGAGUGAAUUUUCCGAUUUCAU